Messenger RNA from Clupea harengus (Atlantic herring), 1207 nucleotides. Its product is annotated as formyl peptide receptor 2-like. Gene Ontology annotation, biological process: complement receptor mediated signaling pathway; positive regulation of cytosolic calcium ion concentration; phospholipase C-activating G protein-coupled receptor signaling pathway. Gene Ontology annotation, cellular component: plasma membrane. NCBI's taxonomy places the organism in Eukaryota, Metazoa, Chordata, Actinopteri, Clupeiformes, Clupeidae. The record is from RefSeq and is a predicted model, not a curated record. Gene Ontology annotation, molecular function: complement receptor activity; neuropeptide receptor activity.
GACAGAGAGGGAGGAGAGUAGUAGUUGAAUGCCCUGUGCUGUUUAGCAGUUUAGCACUUGAGAUAAACACACUGCAAAUGUUGCAACUCUGAUUCAAUAGCACACACAGAAGAGUAUAGCAGACAUUGGCUCAAGAAACAGAAUGGCCUCCAACGUCUCAGUCGUGCCGCCUCUGCUAAGCCCCUCCUCUAAAGGUGAUAAGACUCCCGUGGAUAUCGAUGCCAUCACAAACCACAUCACCAUUGUGCUCUACUCCAUCACUGUUCUUCUGGGAACUGUUGGCAACACCAUUGUCAUCUGGAUAGCCAGGGUGCACCUGAGGCCCAAAGUCACCUACGUGUGGCUAGUAAACCUUGCCGUCGCUGACCUCAUCUUCUGCCUGACUCGUGCCAUCUCUCUGGCAAAGAAGAUCUUCUUUGACUACUGGCCAUUUGGCGUCUUUCUCUGCAAGUUCAAUGGCUUCUUCAAGUACACCAACAUGUUCUGUAGUGUUUUUUUCCUGGCUGUCAUCAGUGUGGACCGGGCGUUGUGCGUGUGGCGGCCCAUCUUCAGCAAGCGGCACCGUACCCUCUGUGCUGCACGGAUAAUCAGCACGGUAGUGUGGGUAGUCGCGUCGGCCAUGAGCACGCCAUUCUUUGUCUACCGGCAGGUUUACAAGGACAAGAACAAUCUCAGCAAAUGUAGCUUACAGGAAAAGGAGAUAGAGGGCGGGAUCACUGCCAAGACGACCUUCUACACCAUCCGCUUCGUGUGUGGUUUCCUCCUCCCCUUCCUGGUCAUCCUGUGCUGCUACUUGCUGGCAGGCAUGGGGAUCCAGCGCACACGUCUCAACCGUAAGUCCCAUCACCUGCGGAUCCUGGCCGGCCUGGUCUGCGCCUUCUUCCUGUGCUGGGCGCCCUACCACUUUCUGCAGCUGGUCAAGAUGACCAACGGAAAGACCCAGGCCGUUAAGGUAGGCCUGACUCUGGCUCAGGGCCUGGCUUACUUUAACAGCUGUGUCAACCCCUUGUUGUACUUCUGUAUGGGGUACAACAUGCGCCACCGUCGUCUCAGCCUGACAAUGUCGAGCAAGGCCAGACGUUCUGUGGAUGGAGGCGAACCAACAACAAAGUCGCAGGAGAACGUGGUGGACAACAGCUCCACUCCUGAACAUGCACAGGCGCAGGUGUAGGGUAAAUCGUCACCUAGCGCAAUUGCUGACGUCUGA